AUGUUCGGCUAUAUGUCCGACUUGAUCAGCAGACUCGUGGUGGCAUGCGAGGACCCAUCCUUAAGCAGCCAAGCAUCUCACAUCUCGACAUUUAUUCACUUCUUCAACGUGAUCGUCUCACAGUGUAUGACUGGAGAUUAUGUGGACGAAAAUCAAGAUGCAAACGUAGAAAAAUGUUUGAUUUUUGGUAUGCAUCGGCGAGCUGGCAUUUAUCGGUACAAAAUGGAUGGUAAUCUUUUCGACAGGAAUGACGCGAUCCAGCAAUUAGCAGCUGUUGCCCGUUCUGUUGCCUUGGACGCUUUGUUAGGCACUGACUUAAUCAAAAUCAAAAGCAGCGAGCUGCCCGAAUGUUAUGCAGCGAUGCGCGAUGCAUGGAAAAACUUUUGCUCCUAUUUGGUUUUGAACAAUCAAAUUCUUCUGGCCAUUUGCACACGCUCUUCAUUCUCACUAUUACCAUGCUAUGUAGCUGCGAAUCAAGUUGACAUGGUGCGCGGCGAGCUGCGUAGCACUACUGAAUUGCUAAUGGAACGCAUAUUGUCACAGAGCAAUGCGGACUUGGAACUUUGCGUAAUAUUGUUAUUCGCAGCACCCGCAACUGAUAUUAAGGAAAAUACCCCAUGGAAUCAGAUUUAUGUGUAUAUUCAGAUCCUGGUACGAACACGCUCGUGGGCAGUAAAAUGCAAAUCGCCACACGUUAUGCUCAGUUUGAUUCGUCUUGCCAAAUUUUGUGCCAUUGUUUUGGGCGAUGACUCAACAUUCAAGCAAUUAAAUCAUUAUUAUGCGCUGAAUUUUUGGAUCAAAAAAUUGGGCAAAUUUGGUGCGAUUUGUCCGUCACAACAUGGAGCAUUAGAUACAACAGUGCAGGAAUUUGUGCGUUGUCGCGUACCAGUUGAAGUCUUAAAUGAGUAA
Gongylonema pulchrum is the source of this 909-nucleotide messenger RNA. Lineage: Eukaryota; Metazoa; Nematoda; Chromadorea; Rhabditida; Gongylonematidae. The record is from the annotation of a GenBank genome assembly.